CCUCUGACAGGCAGUGGGGUGUGUGAGUGUGUAUGUGACUACCUCGACCCACAGCCCAUAGCCCGAAUAACAUUAGGAGGAAAAUGGACGGAGUGGGUUCAUUUGGUGCUGGCAGAGCCGGGGCUGCGUUCGACCCUAUUGCCUUUAUUCAACAGCCGCAGACCAUCCUUAGACUAUUAUCAUGGAUCUUCUCAAUAGUAGUGUUCGGAUCCAUAAUAAAUGAAGGCUAUGUCAACCACAACAGUGAGAGGCUCUAUUGUGUUUUCAACAAAAACAACAAUGCCUGCAACUAUGGGACCACAAUAGGGCUUAUAGCCUUUUUAGCCUGUAUUUUCUUCAUUAUCCUUGACAUGAAGUUCCAGCAGAUCAGCAGUAUUAAAGACAGGAAGAAAGCAGUCAUGCUGGACAUUGGAUUUUCAGGUUUCUGGGCUUUUUUGUGGUUUGUUGGUUUCUGUUUCUUGGCCAACCAAUGGCAGCGCACCACUCCAGAUAAGCUUCCCUUAAACCAGGGAGCGGAUGCCGCAAGGGCUGCUAUUACCUUUUCCUUCUUCUCCAUCUUUACCUGGGCUGGCUUGACCGCAAGAGCAGUGCAGAAGUACAUGCUAGGAACCGACAUGAAUCUCUUCACCACAGAACACGUUGACGGCAUCCCACCUAUCCAGCCCUACCCCACCGGCCCGAUCACUGAGCCCAACGACACAUACCAGAGCCCACCCUUCACUGAAAACCUGGAUUCCACCGCUCCAACCUACCAGGUGCCAAUUUACUAGAGCGGUUUCAAGCCGAGUCCAUGUGCAACAUCAGAAUCAGUGUAGAUGGUUGGCACUGGUCAAACUGAAGUGGUGUGACAAUGUUCAUAGGUAGUACUGUUCUGUGAACUUCUGUACAAGAAUAUGUUGAUUGUGAUUUCACUUUUGUUUGGAAUGUUAAAUGUUAAUUUAUCAGGUGGAAUUAAACUGAUUGAGGGGUAUGAGUUUUAGUGUUGUUCAAGUAUUGAAAAGGAAAGCAGUUUGUUUGCAUGUUAUACUUAGAGGGCUAUAAAGUGCCAUGCAACCCAAACAAUAACAUAUAUUUAGUUUCCAGGCGGCUGGGUACUGAGUAAAAUAUAAAUGGAAUCAAUCAAUUUAAAAAGUUCUCCAACUAAAAGCUGCCAAAACCGUCUUGACUUAAGUGAGGUGUCUCCUAAGCGGUUUGAGUUCUGAUGUAUAUACGUGUGUCUAAUGGGUAUCUUGGUGUAUAAAAAAGAUAUACAUGUUGAAUCAGUGUUUGAUUUAUUAAUGGCACUAAAUGUGUUUUGUCUAGGCGUCAAACCUGGGUUGACUUUUGUAGUUUAGGACGUGUGAAGAUUUCUGAGCAUAAAACUAACAAGGUUAAAUGUGUCCCACAAAAAAAUAUAUCUUAGUCACCAAUAUCGAUGUAUGUGUUGUCACUAUGACAUCGAUAACCACAGAUCUAAUCAAACGUUUAAUGAUGUGGUCAGCAGGUAAAAUAAAUCUUUUAUAAGUAUACAAACUUUGACAAUAUCAAACUUGGUAAGUAUUAAAACGAAGUAUGUAAUUUAAAAUAUAUAUGCCAGUGGUCUUCAAAAUGAUGUGUUUGGGACUCUAUGAAACCCUUCAACCAAUUUGGUGGUUUUAAAAGAAAAAAGCUGUUCGGUGACCAUCAUCAGUGCUCCAUUCGGUAUGUGAUUGAAUUUUGGUAAUGUUUCUGUAUUCAGAGAUGGGACAAAACACACAAAAGAUAGUGAUUGUAUUUCAAUACAUGUAAAUGGAGUAUGUUUGUUAAGUGGUCAGGGUCUUGUGUUUCCUGUUCUUAACGCUGCACUCCUAUGAAAACGCCUCAUGGACCAACUUUACUGGACAGUUUCAGAGAAAUCGAGGCAUGUUUUGCUGGUUCAAAAUUUGCACCCCUAAAGAAGCAUUAGAGAUGGGGAACAUAUUGAAAUUAAAAUCUUAAUGCCUUAUAUAGUUAUGAAGGACAAAGUGAAAAGUUUGCCCCAGUAAAACUGCUUUCGAGGCCUUGUCCAUGACUCUUUUUAAACACAUUAUAAAUUUUACAAAUAUAACCCUUUCUGUGAGUGAAAGUUGAACACAAACGAUUUUGUUGUUGUCAAUCAAAUUGUCUUCAGACUGCAGUUGUCAAACAUUAUGAAAAUAAAGAGACAUGUUUUUCAUUAA
Messenger RNA from Triplophysa dalaica, 2177 nucleotides. RefSeq names its product synaptogyrin 3a (gene syngr3a). Lineage: Eukaryota; Metazoa; Chordata; Actinopteri; Cypriniformes; Nemacheilidae. The coding region runs from base 84 to 770 and encodes 228 amino acids. The transcript is spliced from 4 exons. Gene Ontology annotation, cellular component: neuromuscular junction; synaptic vesicle membrane. The record is from RefSeq and is a predicted model, not a curated record.